CUCUCCCUCUCUCCUCUCUCCUCUCUCUCUCUCUCUUUUACUUUUCCCCCCCAAACCCAUAUUGCACUACAUGUUUGGGAAACAAGACAAAAUGGACGUUAGAUGCAAUUCCGAGAUUGAAACCAACCGGGUAUCCAAAAACGGACAUAAAGAAAACAAGGAAAGCAAAGGAUCCUCCGAAGGAAAUAUUUCGACUUCUUUUUUAAAGGAUCAACAAGGGACUUUUUCGGCUUCCGGGGUCUCAGAAGACUGCAGUAAAAAUAAAUCCAAUUCUGCUGACCCGGAUUAUUGCAGAAGGAUCCUAGUCCGAGAUGCCAAAGGUUCCAUAAGAGAGAUCAUUCUCCCGAAAGGGCUGGAUCUGGACCGGCCGAAACGGACCCGGACCUCUUUCACCGCGGAACAACUUUACAGGCUUGAGAUGGAGUUCCAGAGGUGCCAAUACGUGGUCGGACGGGAAAGGACCGAGCUGGCCAGACAGCUCAAUCUCUCAGAAACUCAGGUCAAAGUCUGGUUCCAGAACCGGCGCACCAAGCAAAAGAAAGACCAAGGCAAAGACUCGGAGCUGAAAUCGGUGGUGUCGGAAACGGCGGCGACUUGCAGCGUCCUGAGGCUGCUGGAGCAAGGCCGGCUGCUCUCCCCGCCGGGCUUGCCCAGCCUCCUUCCGCCUUGCGCCACCGGGGCCUUGGGCUCGUCCUUGCGCGCCCCAAGCCUCGCCAGCGGCACCGGCGGCUCAGGAUCGGGGACGACGGGCGCCUCCCCGCACCAGCCGGCCGUCAGCACCACCGCCGCCGGCGGACCAGCCCGCCCGUCCCCUCCGGGGGCUCACAACCUCUUCAGCUUGCCGGUGCCUACCCUGCUGGGCUCGGUGGCCAGCCGGCUCUCCUCUAACCCUUUAGCAAUGGCCGGCUCCCUAGCCGGGAACUUGCAAGAACUGUCGGCCAGAUACCUGAGCUCUUCUGCCUUCGAGCCCUACUCCCGGACGGCCAAUAAAGAAGGCGCGGAGAAAAAGGCGCUGGACUGACUCUCAGUGACUCUUCGUGUCUUUCUAUUUAUAGUAUCUAUUUGUGGCGAUUAUUUAUGAGGUGUCCACGCGUUAGGUGCCCUCUCCUUUUAUCCCGGCCUCGCCAUUCUUCGCCCCCCCCACACACACACAGAGCUUCUCGACACGACUUGGCCGCCUGGAAUCCUCUCUGUCUCUCUCUCUUUUUCCCGCCAACACGAGCGCAUCAAUGCCUCACCGAUCUGACUUGGAGGCGUCAGAUCAGUGAAACAAAUCGAUAACCAGCAACAAGGAAGCGACCCGCCAUAGCCAGACCUUGGCAGUAAACAGACCUAAGGCACCAGACACAACAUGCCAGGCACCGUUUGCUGGGUGGGUAGGCGGGCGGCCCGGGCGAGGGAGACCAAACUCCCUGCGUGUCCUGUCGAGGAAGGCCCGCGCUUCGUGGUCGUUUGGGAGAGAAUGAAGGGAAGGUGGGAGAAUGGCGGGAAAGGACAGAGCGGGAAAGAGGAGGUUUUGUUGUUUGCUGUGGUCGUUGUUUUGAAACAGGCACCUUUGACUUCACGUCGCGUCUCACAAAAAGCUGCGGAGAGGCUUUAGCGUUACUAUUUUUUUAAGAGCGAGCGCGAGGAGAGUUUUUAAGCGGGAAGGAUUGGUUGGCGCUUAAAUGUGCGCGCGAGAGAGGGCGCGUGCACGUAAAUGUACGCGCACG
Molecule: messenger RNA, 1712 nt
Organism: Pogona vitticeps (central bearded dragon)
Lineage: Eukaryota; Metazoa; Chordata; Lepidosauria; Squamata; Agamidae
Source: RefSeq, a predicted model, not a curated record